GACUUCGCUCCCUCUCCACUCUUCCUUCCACAGUCCCAUCCCCGCGACGCCGCCAUUAGAGCCGCAAGAAAAGCUCAUCAAGAGAGGAGAGUUCGUUCGAGAUGGCCGGCUGCUGCGUGUUCCUCCGGUGGCCGUCGGCCUCGCCGUCCCGCAUCGGCUACCGCUCCCUCGACGACGGCGACGACGGCCCGUCUCCGGCGGCGGUGACGACGACGGUCGUCGUCGGGAAGGAGCGGCGGGUGUUCUCCGUCGACCAGCUGGUGCUCGACACCUACCCGUUCCGGCUGCUGCUGGAGACGGCGGUGAGGAAGGAGGAGAGCAAGGCGGCGCUCUUCGUCGACGUCGACGCCAUCCUCUUCGAGCACAUACUCUGGCUCGCCGGCCACCACGACCGCUCCUCCUCCUCCCUCCUCCACCUCGACCUCAAGGAGAUCAUCGACUUCUACUCCCAGGACGCCUGAUUCUUGAUGAUGAUGAUUCUGUUCAUCAGAUUCUUUUUUGAUCACUUCUUUGUUUUCUUCUCCUUUUUGUUAUUACCCCCUUAAUUAAUCAUGUGCAUAUAUAAUGAUGAUUAUAUCUUCUUUACAAAGACGAUAUUGGCAAUGGAAAUAGCGAAUUAUAAAGCAUUCGUAGUUUGAUUGAA
Messenger RNA from Oryza sativa Japonica Group (Japanese rice), 643 nucleotides. RefSeq lists its product as uncharacterized. The record is from RefSeq and is a predicted model, not a curated record. Lineage: Eukaryota; Viridiplantae; Streptophyta; Magnoliopsida; Poales; Poaceae.